Leptosomus discolor (cuckoo roller) is the source of this 994-nucleotide messenger RNA. Lineage: Eukaryota; Metazoa; Chordata; Aves; Leptosomiformes; Leptosomidae. The record is from RefSeq and is a predicted model, not a curated record.
GGAGGAAGUUCUGCAGGAGGGAGAUAAUCGUCUUAAAUCUGUUUUGCCCACAGACAAUGGUGAGGUCACUGUCCUGCAGGCAGGAAGGCACGAGUUCCCCUUCACCUUCCAGCUCCCCGAGACCCUGGCUACCUCCUUCGAGGGAAAGCACGGCAGCGUGCGCUACUGGGUGAAAGCCAAACUGCACAGACCCUGGUCGACAGUGAAGAAAGCGAAGAAGGAGUUCACCGUGAUUGAACCCAUCGACAUCAACACGCCUGCGCUGCUGGCUCCCCAGGCAGGUGCUAAGGAGAAACUUGCUCGUGCCUGGUACUGCAAUCGUGGCCAGGUGUCUGUGACUGCCAAGAUCGACCGAAAAGGCUAUACCCCAGGUGAGGUCAUCCCUAUCUUUGCUGAGAUCGACAACUGCACCAGCCGAGCGGUGGUGCCCAAGGCGGCCAUCAUCCAGACGCAGACCUUCAUCGCGCGGGGCACCAAGAAGCAGAAGAAGUCGGUGGUGACCAGCAUCGUCGGUGACUCCAUUGCAGCGGGGAAGCGGGAAGUGUGGCACGGGCGGGCGCUGAAGAUCCCGCCGGUGGGUCCGUCCAUCCUCCAGUGCCGCAUCAUCCAGGUCGAAUACUCCCUGAAGGUUUGCGUGGAUAUUCCUGGAACGUCCAAGCUGCUCCUCGAACUGCCGCUCGUCAUCGGAACCAUCCCGCUGCAUCCGUUUGGGAGCCGCACGUCCAGCGUCAGCAGCCAGUACAGCGUCAACCUGGACUGGCUGAGCUCCAUCCCAGAGCAGCCGGAGGCUCCCCCUGAAUAUUCAGCGGUCGUGUCCAGCCCAGAGGCCGAGCAAAGCCUGGCUCCGCCGUGCCGCAGCGAACUGGGCGGCAUCCUGGAAGGUCCCUUCUUCGCCUACAUCCAGGAGUUCCGCUUCCGACCACCUCCGCUGUAUUCGGAGAUUGAUCCAAACCCUCCUUCAGACAGCAUCCGUCCGCGCUGCAUGACCUGUUGA